UUACAUUCCUAGUGGAUUUAACAUAAAAUAUUUUUUUAUUAUGGGUUGUGACGGUGGAACCAUUCCUACAAGGGAUGAAUUAGUAAAACAAAAACAAAAGCCCGAACAAGUUGAUAAAGAAGCCGAAAGGGCAGCUAAAUGGCAAUACUGUGCUAGUAGCCAGGAAGAAUUAAAACAACCUAUUGUAGCUUGUCAGUUAGGAAAAUUAUACAACAAAGAAAUUAUCUUAAAUCAUCUUAUUACCAAAACUCUCAUUCCAAAUGCUCCUCACAUUAAAAGUUUAAAGCAUGUUAAAAAUUUGAAUCUAACCUUAAAUCCAAAAUAUUUAAUUAAUGAUGUUGCUGCAACUAGUUCCACAUUAGAUACAAAAAUGGCAACAAAAGGCAUUAAAAGUAAUUAUUCUGCAAGAUAUAUAUGCCCAGUCUUAGGUCUAGACAUGAAUGGCACCCACAAAUUUUGCUAUAUAAUAACAUGUGGCUGUGUUAUAUCUGAGAAGGCACUCAAAGAGAUCAAGGAAGCAAGAUGUCCUAAGUGCAAUACAGUUUAUUCCCGAGAUCUAGAUAUAAUUACUUUGAAUCCAGAUGAAGCUGAGUUGGAAGCCCUGAAAGUGAAAAUUGUACAACGGUUAGCCAACACAAAGCUAAAAAAUGGUCAAACACUGGUUUGCCAAAAUGGAGAUGAAAUAUCGAAACAUAAAAAAACAAACGAAAUUUCAAAAACCUUUAAAAAAACCAAAAGAUUACUCGCUGAAGCCAAUGACGUACCAUCGCCUACCUUAUCAACAUCGGCAAAUACAAAUAAUAUAGUGAAAGCAGCUGUUUUAGAGAGCCACAAGAAAUUGUGCAGAGAAGAUUUUUUUGCUUCUAAAGCUUACAAAUCUAUAUUCAGCUCAUCCACCCAGGCCCCUUCUUCUUGAUAUGGCACCAACAUUAUUUAGUACAACACUUAAAAUUUACGUACAAAUGAUUUUUCUUAUUAUAUACCAUUGGGAAUUUCAUUAAUUUAAUAUUUUUGAAAAUGUAUUUUUUUUAAAAUUAUGUAAUAUAUUUAUAUAUAAAUACACAAUUAUUAUAUUUGCGACUAAAAUUGACACAAAUUACUAUUU
Gordionus sp. m RMFG-2023 is the source of this 1105-nucleotide messenger RNA. RefSeq names its product replication termination factor 2-like. The record is from RefSeq and is a predicted model, not a curated record. The coding region runs from base 41 to 916 and encodes 291 amino acids. Gene Ontology annotation, biological process: site-specific DNA replication termination at RTS1 barrier; mitotic DNA replication termination. The transcript is spliced from 6 exons. Gene Ontology annotation, cellular component: nucleus. Lineage: Eukaryota; Metazoa; Nematomorpha; Gordioida; Chordodea; Parachordodidae.